Molecule: messenger RNA, 2707 nt
Organism: Thermothielavioides terrestris NRRL 8126
Lineage: Eukaryota; Fungi; Ascomycota; Sordariomycetes; Sordariales; Chaetomiaceae
Exons: 2
Coding region: 327-2564 (745 amino acids)
Biological process (GO): activation of GTPase activity
Molecular function (GO): GTPase activator activity
Source: RefSeq, a predicted model, not a curated record
GUCCAGUUGUUGCCCUGUUCCUGGAACCCGGCGGCAUUUGUGAGACACUUGCUCUCGGGAACUCGCUCUCAGGGGCUAGCCGCGCAUCCGCGCAUCCCCCCCCUCGAUCGUCCCCAGACCCUGCGAUCGACCUCAAGCGCCACACUCUCGGAACACUUGCUGCCUCAUCGACUGCCGCUCCGCGCGCAUCUCUCCUCCGUUUCUGUUCAGGCGGAUCCAGACAACAACAAACACCGCGCAUCUGAUCGACGCACCACCGGAGGCAGGGCCUUCGAGUUCUCGCACACGCCGAGGCGCCGGGUUUCGUGUGCACGCAUCAUGCCAAAAUGAUGACCUACGAGCGGCCGCUUCACGACGUCGUUCUGCCUUCGCCGGGCUCCCCGCCAGGCAUGACGGCCUCAAAGUCAUCCAAAUCGUCUUCGCUGAGCUCUCUGCCUUCGGAUGACGGCAGUGUGCUCGCCGACGUGAACCACUUCGAGGACAUUGGGCUUGAUGAUGCACAGAUCGAUCCGCGGGCCCUCUCCGACCAGCACCUCAAGACCGCGCCAAACCCUUACAGUGCCUCCUUCUCCGAGCUACGAGUCGUAGCGAAGCGGCCCGUGUCGGCCUCGAGUCCCCGGCCUCAGUACACUCGGGACUCGUCGAGGAAUCGCCAGCAGCGCGACUUUACCACCCUCCCCAAGUCGCGGCCGAGCCUGCCGGUCCUGCAAAGUCAACUUCGAACCACCAAUGGGAGGGUCGCUAGCCUGGGACUCCUGCCCGAGCCAUGCACGAGUCCUCUUCCAGUUCGCGGCCUCGGCCGCCAACGUUCGCACACGUCGAUGCGCCACCGAAGUCCGAGCCCGAACUUGUCCCUGUCGCUAUCUCCGAGAGAUCCGAAUGUCGUGAUGCAGCCGAGACGGAGCAGUUGGCAGUCGAAUCGAGAGCGGAAGACGGUGCUCGAACUGGAACUGGAGUGUGACGAAGACGACGGAGACGAGAUCCCGGACGGUCUCAUUCUGGAUAACGUCCCGAUUUCUCCACGGCCACCUUCGGAGAGGUCCCACAGCCGGCCUCCAUCCAAGGCGCCAUCCCCGGAGCGUGCCCCCAAGGAAAGGGUACGAAGCAUCGGCAAUGGCACGCCGCCGGUAGCGCUCGCCCAAGGAUCCCUCCGGUCGCCGACUUGGAAAUCAGAUUCGGCGCUGUCCACGCACAGCUCCCCUGCUUCCAGCCGCGUUUCAAGCCCCACUAGCGCGAGGGCCAAGAGCUGGUCGGCUGCGCUGGCGGCCCUCAAUGACGAGGCUAAGGCGUUGACGGAGAAGCUGGAGGAACACGCGGAGGAGAUGGAGCACAAGAUCCAACAACGGUCGAGCACCGGCUCCAUGCCCAACGCGAGGAGGUCGUCGGACCCAGAGACUGCUAAGCCGAGAGUGAAAUCAGCGCUGGCAGAGUUGCCACCCCUGCGCCGUUCGAACAUCAUGAUCGAUCCCUUGCCGAUUUCUAAAGAGAAGGAGGCGGUCCUGUCGCGCACCCGCCCGUCCUGGCUUCCGCCCAAGGAUCCCGCCGAGGAACGUCGCCACCUGAAAGAGUACCAGAAGAUGAUGGCGCAGAGUCUCGAAGCCGAUCGCCGCCGACAAGCUGCCAAACGAGCCCGGUCCGAGUGUCGCGACGUCGCUGCCGACAGCAUCAUGCAGAUCUGGGAGCAAGACAUCCUGCCGCGCUGGAACGAUGCGAUCCGCGAGCGCAGGACCAGGGACAUGUGGUGGCGCGGGAUUGCGCCCCGGAGCCGAGGCGCCGUGUGGACCCGCGCGAUUGGCAACGAGCUCGGGCUCACCAAGACGUCGUAUGAGGCAGCCUUGAGCCGCGCGCGUGAGGCCGAGUCGAAGGCGAAGUCGGGACACGGGAGGGCCGAGGAUAUGCGUGCCCUGUCGUGGUUUAGCGCCAUCAGCAAGGACGUUCGGGAGCGCACGUGGCCCGAUCUGCGCAUCUUCCAGCCCGGUGGCCCGCUCCACCAGAGCUUGGUGGACAUCCUGAGGGCCUAUGCCAUGUAUCGGAGCGACAUUGGAUAUGUGCCAGGCUGCAAUACGAUUGCGGCGCUCUUGCUCCUCAAUCUCCCGACACCCACGGACGCCUUCAUAGCGCUGGCCAACGUGCUGAACCGCCCUUUGCCGCUCAGCUUCUAUCUGUCGGAUGCCGGCGCCAAGAGCUCAGCAUACAACCUGCUCCUGCAUAACCUCUCGCAGAAAUCCCCCAUUCUGCACGAACAUCUGACGCAUUUGCCUGACCCCGACCCCGACCUAUAUCUUAAUGACGUAUUCACCGGCCUCUUCACGCGCCACCUCGCCCUGGACGCAGCCACUAGGCUGUGGGACGUCUACGUCUUCGAGGGCGACGCGCUGCUAGUCCGCGCUGGAGUCGCGCUUCUCCUGCAGAAGGAGAUGGCGCUCCUUGGAACCAAGUCUAUCGCCGAGGUCCGGACCGCCCUCGGGACGGCGCCGGGGGGUGGCAACAGCCCGCGUGUGGUGGGCGGGAGCGACGAAGAGGAACGCUGGAUGAAGGCCGUGCGCGAGGCGGGCAAGGCCUGACUGACUGCGCUGAGGCUGGGUAUAUAACACCGAGGAAUGGAUCUAACGUGGUAUAAACGGGGCAGUACUCGGGGCGGCGUUACGAGCGAUUUGCUUUUCUCUGGGAUGUUUGUCCCUGAUCCUCCCUGUGGGUCAAGGACGGU